AUGUCAAAAAGUGGAAGUGUAUCAAGGAGUGGUAAUAGAGUGUCAUCGUCAUCUCUAUCGCCGCAGCCGUUGAGCCGGCUGAGCUUUUGCUCGCAGUUAGCAACUCACUAUUCUCCAAUUGUGUUCCCAGAGAAGCGUACUAAGAAGCUGCAGGCUUCCUCUCGAUGUGACAAAGCCUCUGUCGUGGAUGAUCAGCCGAAUAAAUCGAAGAAUGAUGACCACCGGAUCGAUAUCGAAGAAGGGGAUGAAAAAUCUGAUUUGCUUGGUUAUGUGGUUCACUCAGGGAGGCUCAUAUUUGACAACAAAAAGAAUGUUCCCGCUAAUACUAAUUCUGCUGAUCUAGAGCAGAAUUCUGCCACUGAUAUUGUCAACCAAGAAGCUGUUGCUGCUAAACUCACUAGCAAGGCAUUGGUUUGGGGUUCUCGUGUCUUGUCUCUAGAUGAUGUCGUCUCGGUAUCUUACAAUGUUGGUGUUAGACAUUUCAUUGUGCAUUCUUAUCCUCUAAAAAAGGGUUCUUAUGGCCUUUCGUGUUUUAUUAAACCAAAGAGAAGGCGAAAGGAUAAUUGUUUCGUGGCUUCUAGUGUAGAAGAGGCAGUUCGAUGGGUUGUUGGGUUUGCAGAUCAGCAGUGUUUUAUCAAUUGUUUGUCUCAGACUUUCAUUUCUUCAAAGGAACAAGGUUCUGAAACUUUUCCCGUCGAUACUCCUCCUGAACUCUUGGUUAGGUGCAAGAAUCCACCAAAAAUGCUUGUUAUAUUGAAUCCAAGGUCAGGCCAUGGUCGUUCUAUUAAAGUUUUCCAUGGCAUUGCUGAACCAAUAUUCAAGCUUGCAGGGUUUAAAUUGGAGGUAGUCAAAACAGCAUCUGCCGGCCAUGCAAAAAAGCUGGCAUCCACUGUUGAUAUCAGUACAUUCCCUGAUGGAAUUAUAUGUGUUGGGGGUGAUGGUAUUAUCAAUGAGGUUCUAAAUGGUCUGCUUCAUAGAGACAAUCAAAAAGAAGGAAUUUCUAUACCCAUUGGAAUUAUACCAGCAGGUUCUGACAAUUCACUGGUUUGGACUGUUCUUGGAGUUAGAGAUCCAGUCUCUGCUGCAAUUUCUAUCGUUAAGGGAGGUCUUACUGCGACAGAUGUUUUUGCUGUUGAGUGGGUUCAGACCGGUAUUAUUCACUUUGGGAUGACGUGCUCCUAUUAUGGUUUUGCCAGUGAUGUGUUAGAACUUUCUGAGAAAUAUCAGAAACGAUUUGGUCCUCUUCGAUAUUUUGUUGCUGGGUUCCAAAAAUUUCUGUGGUUGCCAAAGUACAACUAUGAAGUUGAGUACCUUCCAGCUGCAAAAGAGGAUCGAGGCUGUAAAAACUCUGCUGAUAGGGAAGUGGUUGACAUUUCAGACCUGUACACAGACGUUAUGAGGAGGUCAAACAAGGAUGGCAUUCCCAGAGCUUCUAGUUUAUCUAGUAUAGAUUCAAUAAUGACUCCUAGCAGAAUGUCUGGAGGUGAGAUGGACACAUUUGGUACCACCCAUGCCGGCACCGAACCAUCUGAUUACGUGCGAGGCCUUGAUCCCAAGAUCAAAUGGCCAUCAUCUGGGCGAAGCAAUGUGACAGCUGAGCCGGAGGUUUUUCAUCCCCAGUUACCACAUUCAGCCACUCUAAACUGGCCUAGGACCAGAACAAAAUCCAGGACAGAUAAAGGAUGGAGUGGGUUAACGGCAGCAAAUGAUCCUUCUAGAUGUUCUCGGGGUAAUGCUGCAAUACAUGACAAAGAGGAUAUAUCUUCUACGUUGUCCGAUCCAGGUCCAAUUUGGGAUGCUGAACCAAAGUGGGAUGCUGAACCAAAGUGGGACGCUGAGGUUAAUUGGGAUGUCGAAAAUCUAAUUGUGUUACCAGGGCCAUCCAAUGAUGUUGAAUCGGGAGGAAAUAAGGAAGCUGUACCAAGACUAAAAGAUAAAUGGAUUGUAACUAAGGGGCCGUUUCUCGGCAUCUUUGUGUGCAACCAUGCAUGCAGAACUGUGCAGAGUUCUCAGGUGGUGGCUCCAAGAGCUGAACACGAUGACAACACCAUGGAUAUGCUUUUAGUCCACGGGAGUGGGCGACUGAGGCUGAUGAGAUUUUUCUUGCUGCUACAGAUGGGUAAACACCUUUCACUGCCAUUUGUGGAGUAUGUUAAGGUGAAAUCGGUUAAGAUCAAGGCCGGGAAACAUACGCAUAACGGUUGUGGCAUCGACGGCGAGCUUUUUCCCCUCAAGGGACAAGUAGUAUCAUCUUUGCUUCCAGAACAGUGCAGACUAAUUGGUCGCAUCCCAGACCGUCAUGUAUAAACGGCCAAAACAGGCAAUGAGGGUUGCUGUAAAUUCUUUUUGUCAAGAAUUUAUCCAUGUAUCUCUUGUUUAUUUGUUUCUCCUUUUUUCACAACUCUUUGGCAUAUACUCUUCUCUUGUUCAUUUCUUUGUGUAUAGCAUAUGAACAC
This is a messenger RNA of Hibiscus syriacus, 2456 nucleotides long. RefSeq names its product sphingoid long-chain bases kinase 1-like. Lineage: Eukaryota; Viridiplantae; Streptophyta; Magnoliopsida; Malvales; Malvaceae. The record is from RefSeq and is a predicted model, not a curated record. Gene Ontology annotation, cellular component: membrane; intracellular membrane-bounded organelle; cytoplasm. Gene Ontology annotation, molecular function: kinase activity. Gene Ontology annotation, biological process: sphingosine biosynthetic process. The transcript has 9 exons. Bases 1 to 2307 code for a protein of 768 amino acids.